Molecule: messenger RNA, 6068 nt
Organism: Chlorocebus sabaeus (green monkey)
Lineage: Eukaryota; Metazoa; Chordata; Mammalia; Primates; Cercopithecidae
Gene: SLC11A2
Product: solute carrier family 11 member 2
Biological process (GO): manganese ion transport; iron ion transmembrane transport
Cellular component (GO): endosome membrane; lysosomal membrane; plasma membrane
Molecular function (GO): cadmium ion binding; cobalt ion transmembrane transporter activity; lead ion transmembrane transporter activity
Source: RefSeq, a predicted model, not a curated record
AGAUGAAAUCUGAUUAGGCUUUGGAGGGCGUGGUUUGCCUCUUGAAAGUCCUUGCCAGUCUUUAGAAAGCUGUGUUGCUUAGAGCACCCAAAAGUGCCCUUAUCUAACUGAGGGAGGCGCACUUGUCUUCAUAUAUAGAGGCAGGAGCUGGCAUUGGGAAAGUCAAACUAGUUCUGCACCAUGAGGAAGAAGCAGCUUAAGACGGAGGCAGCGCCACACUGUGAGCUAAAAUCGUAUUCUAAGAAUUCAGCCACUCAGGUAUCCACCAUGGUGUUGGGUCUUGAACAGAAGAUGUCAGAUGACAGCGUUUCUGGAGAUCAUGGGGAGUCUGCCUGUCUUGGUACCGUCAACCCUGUCUCUAGUAAUCCCUCUCUUCCACGGUCCCCUGGGGACUCAGAGGAGUACUUCGCCACUUACUUUAAUGAGAAGAUCUCCAUUCCUGAGGAAGAGUACUCUUGUUUUAGCUUUCGUAAACUCUGGGCUUUCACCGGACCAGGCUUUCUUAUGAGCAUUGCCUACCUGGAUCCAGGAAAUAUUGAAUCCGAUUUGCAGUCUGGAGCAGUGGCUGGAUUUAAGUUGCUCUGGAUCCUGCUGUUGGCCACCCUUGUGGGGCUGCUGCUCCAGCGGCUUGCAGCUAGACUGGGAGUGGUCACUGGGCUGCAUCUUGCUGAAGUAUGUCACCGUCAGUAUCCCAAGGUCCCACGGAUCAUCCUGUGGCUGAUGGUGGAGCUGGCUAUCAUCGGCUCAGAUAUGCAAGAAGUCAUUGGCUCAGCCAUUGCCAUCAAUCUUCUGUCUGUAGGAAGGGUUCCUCUGUGGGGUGGCGUUCUCAUCACCAUUGCAGAUACUUUUGUAUUUCUCUUCUUGGACAAAUAUGGCUUACGGAAGCUCGAAGCGUUUUUUGGCUUUCUCAUCACUAUUAUGGCCCUCACAUUUGGAUAUGAGUAUGUUACAGUGAAACCCAGCCAGAGCCAGGUACUCAAGGGCAUGUUCGUACCAUCCUGUUCAGGCUGUCGCACUCCACAGAUUGAACAGGCUGUGGGCAUCGUGGGAGCUGUCAUCAUGCCACACAACAUGUACCUGCAUUCUGCCUUAGUCAAGUCUAGACAGGUAAACCGGAACAAUAAGCAGGAAGUUCGAGAAGCCAAUAAGUACUUUUUCAUUGAAUCCUGCAUUGCACUCUUUGUUUCCUUCAUCAUCAACGUCUUUGUUGUCUCAGUCUUUGCUGAAGCAUUUUUUGGGAAAACCAAUGAGCAGGUGGUUGAAGUCUGUACGAACACCAGCAGUCCUCAUGCUGGCCUCUUUCCUAAAGAUAACUCGACACUGGCUGUGGACAUCUACAAAGGGGGUGUCGUGCUGGGAUGUUACUUUGGGCCUGCUGCACUCUACAUCUGGGCAGUGGGGAUCCUGGCUGCAGGACAGAGCUCCACCAUGACAGGAACCUAUUCUGGCCAGUUCGUCAUGGAGGGAUUCCUGAACCUAAAGUGGUCACGCUUUGCCCGAGUGAUUCUGACUCGCUCUAUUGCCAUCAUCCCCACUCUGCUUGUUGCUGUCUUCCAAGAUGUAGAGCAUCUAACAGGGAUGAAUGACUUCCUGAAUGUUCUACAGAGCUUACAGCUUCCCUUUGCCCUCAUACCCAUCCUCACAUUUACGAGCUUGCGGCCAGUAAUGAGUGACUUUGCCAAUGGACUAGGCUGGCGGAUUGCAGGAGGAAUCUUGGUCCUUAUCAUCUGUUCCAUCAAUAUGUACUUUGUAGUGGUUUAUGUCCAGGAACUAGGGCAUGUGGCAUUGUAUGUGGUGGCUGCUGUGGUCAGCGUGGCUUAUCUGGGCUUUGUGUUCUACUUGGGUUGGCAAUGUUUGAUUGCACUGGGCAUGUCCUUCCUGGACUGUGGGCAUACGUGCCAUCUGGGAUUGACAGCUCAGCCUGAACUCUAUCUUCUGAACGCCAUGGAUGCUGAGUCACUUGUGUCUAGAUGACUGACAGCCUGAGAGACUCUAUGAGAACACGUUUUUCUAAGCCCUUUUUGUGCCAGGUGUCCUGUUAACAUCUCUGUUAGUUCAGAGGUGAGUUUUGUUCAGACACUUUGAACAAAAGGCAAAGAUUUCCUCAUGGGAAGGGUGUUCAAAACUGACAGCUAUAAAUGUAGGUCAGAGACCACCCACCUCACAACAGUCUUACACUCCCAGAGUUAAACAAUUGGCCUCUGAGGGCCACACACCCCUAUGGGCUUGUGUCUUGGACUCUGGGAUUUAAAAGAUAUAUAUGUAUAUAUAUUUAUGUAAACCUGAGCAUCUCAGUUUGGGUAGAGUUUUAAGGUUAUAUGACACUGAUAGAGCUUUUGUAUUUUUUUUUUUUAAAUAUUGUUUCGAUAUAUCAGAUAUUUGUUUUGUCUGGAUCACAAGUGAGAAAGGAAAGAGAAUAAUGCUCUUCUUCACAAUGAACCGGUCAAAUUGACUAUCUUGUAAAGUGAUAUUUUGCUAUGUCAGUUAAAUUUCACUUUGAUUUUAAUCAACCAGAUUAUAUCCUUUGUAUCUACUGAUAUUAACACAUCAUAUUAACACAUCGUUUCUUAAAAAACAUUUCUUCUAUUUGGCAAUCAUAGUUAACGCUGGUUAUCAGCCUGUUUUGUAAUUAUUGUCUUUGUUGUCACUUUUCUUGAAUUGUUUUCUAGUCAUUAAACAGAUAUGAAGGCAUUUGCCAAAGAGCUUUAAUACCCAGUAACAAGAUCCAGAAACCACACUUUAUCCAGUGAUCAGUUUUCCCUGCUGCAUUGUAACUCAGCUCAUUCUGGCAUUCAGGUUUUAGGCAGAAAAAGAAGAAACUUCUAACAUUUAACUUGUAAGUCCUGACAUAAGAUAGUGAAGAUAUUUAUCUUCCUUCUAAUAUUUAUAUAGUCUGCCAAUGUAUUUUCUUCCCACUAUUCCCAUUAACAUAGCAAACACCAUUUCUAGAUCCAAAGUCUAUUUCUAGGAGUGGCUAAUAUUUGUAUUGUUGAAUCUCCUAGGGAAUGCUAAACGUUUCACUUUAAAAUACCUAUUUAUACUAAGUGGCAUGAGAUUAGUACUAGAGUGAGAUUUGGAAGAUUAGUCCACAUAUCACAAACUGCUUGCCUACAUGUAGAGAUUUUUUUUUCACCCACCUUCCUAAACAGGAAGUUGUUUCCUUAAUUCUUUUUGUUUUUGCUGUUGUUGUUGUUGUUUGUUGUUUUUUUGAGACAGAGUCUUGCCCUGUCGCCCAGGUGGGAGUGCAAUGACGUGAUCUCAGUUCACUGUAACCUCUACUUCCUGGCUUUAAGUGAUUCUCCUCUUUCAGCCUCCUGAAUAGCUGGGAUUACAGGCAUCACAUUUUUAGUAGAGAUGGGGUUUCACCAUGUUGCCCAGGCUGGUCUCAAACUGCUGACCUCAAGUGAUCUGCCUGCCUCAGCCUCCCAAAGUGCUGGGAUUACAGGUAUGAGCCACUGCACCCAGCCUUUUUUGUUGUUAAGACAGGGUCUUGUUCUGUCGCCCAGGCUGGCGUGCAGUGGCGUCAUCUCAGCUCACUGCAACUUCUGCCUCCUAGGCUUAAAGCCAUCCUCACACUUCAGCAUCCCAAGUAGCUGGGACUGCAGGCACACACCACCACACCCAGCUAAUUUUUGUAUGUUUUGUAGAGAUGGGAUUUCACCAUGUUGCCCAGGCUGGUCUUGAACUUGAGAGCUCAAGCGAUCUGCUGGCCUUGGCCUCCCAAAGUGCUGAGAUUAUAGGUGUGAGCCACCGCAUCCAGCCCACUCCUCAUUUCUUUCUAGCCCCAAAGGUGUUGUCAGAAAUCCUGCAGCCUUUGUGUGACUUUGAGCAUCACUUUCCCCUUUCAGCAUUAAAUAUAUGACCUCUCUGCCAUAUUUUAGAACUUAUUACAUUUCAGUAAAACUUUUUAAAAAAUCCAGACAUUUCCUAUCUUCGUUUAUAAUUGUUUGGCCCUUAAAGAGGCAGGGGUAUUUCUAAAAUGACACUUUAAAAUUUCCUCAUUUCUACUUCAGGGCCUCUUAAAACUUCAGAUAAUAAGAGCAGCCAACCCUGCAACUCAGGUUAUAGUCCUUCUGAUCUUAACAUUGAGACUGAAUUAACAUCAAUUAUAUGCUUUUACUUGAAAAAGAGACUCUGAAAAUAAGUUUUAGUGUUUUGGUUUCUUUAUAUAGGACAACAACUCUAGAUGAACCAGUUUGUUGGAUUUCCCCCACCUCUCUGGGCGGUUUUGUUUCUCAGUCAUUUCAUUACCAGAGAGUGUUGGGGAAAGUAAGGUAAAAAAUAAAAACAUCCUGUUGUGAAACUCAUAGAAAGGUGAGGUGGUUGGUUAAGUACUUAUGGAAUUUCUAUAGCUCUUUUCCAGUCUUUAACUGUAUGUUACUAGGAACAGAGAAUACAGGUUUAUAAGUGUACCCUUCAGGUCACACAACUCCUGUAAUCAGAAAAUGUCAUAGCAAACUGAAUCAUGUCAAAGCCAGUACAGGAGGUUGAUAACUAAGAGUGAAUCUUGGGUAAGCUUUUUUCUAAGUUAAGAAUAUUUACUCACUCUCCAAUUUGUGGUAAAUAAAUCUGGAUUACUAUAAGUGUACUUACGCAGAUAUUAAUAUAUUCAAUCUUAAGAAUAACCUGAGUGCAUUCACUUCAUUCCUGCCAUUCAACACUAUGGAGUCAAUCUGUAAAAGGAUGUUCUGACAAUGUAUACACAGAAUGUCAGAAAAAGUACAAUUAAGUAAUUGUUACUGAGCAGUCGCUGCUACAUAACUGUGUGCCAGCCUAAUAUAAAAGGCAGGUAAAGUGUAUCCAGGCAUAUGAAGUAGUUUCAUUAGUAAGAGAGGCAGGGGUUUUAGUGGCUGAUAUAAACAGCCUUCUCAAUUUCAGACAUUACAACAUGAGGCCACUAAAACUCUGCCCAGGAAGUCUUUUGCAAAUUCAAGUAUUGUUAUCUGUUUAUAGGGUCUUCAUGCAGUGACCCUCCCACUUUACCCAAGCUGAAGUGGGUGAAUUCACAUCCUGCAUACUUCCUAACUUUUCUCCAAAUGUGAUUUUACAUUUUAAUUUAAACACAGUUUGUAGGUUCUCAUGCAUAGCUACUCUUAACAAAUGAAUACUUUGCUUUUUUUCAAGCAACAAAUAUAUUACUUUAGCUCUCUCAGAGUAAGAUUACAAAAUUGUGGAACCUAUUGGGUUUUGUAAGAAAAGCUAGUUUCUAAUUAAACUCUUAAUCUAUUUUUAGUGCUAAGUACAUAUUGAGAAGGUAGAAUAUUUCUAGUAGCCUGGUUAGAAAAUACUUUUCAUUGCACAACCAACAUGAAAGGAUGAGUUAUUUCUAUGCCAGCUGUCCUCAGUUUUCCUGACCUUAAUGGAACAUAUUAGAUCCAGCUGCUGGAAUAUUUACUUUAAUGGAAUAAAGCAGUUGGAUUCUUUCCUUGCCUAUUUUCCAAAGAGGACAGUGUUGACCAAAAUAUAUGUACUUGUUGGUAGCACUAGAAGAGCUUCAUGAUGGAUACAGUUGACAACUUUUAAAAUAAUUAUCUGUGCCAAUGGAGAAAAAUGUAUAUAAUACACAGAACAGUAGGUUAAUAUCCAGAGUGCAGACAUAUUUUCAUAUAUUCUUACAUCUUUCUUGUCCCCAAAUACUGGACUUCACCUUCUUGUCAGCGUAAACCUCCAUUACAGGAAACACUGAGGAAAAGGAAGUACCCACCAGAAAUCAUCUUACCUUGCAUAUAUUCUUGAUUUUAUUUCAGUGACUUUUUUUUUUAUCUCCUAGGCUUGAAGUCUUUGGGAUUAAGGUUAAGUCAAGGCAGUUAUGUCUUCAGCAAAGCCUAGUUAAUUUUUUAGACCCUGAGGGCAGUUAGAGAGGAGUUCAAGGCCACAGGUAUACUUAACCUUUAACAUCUGCUUUGGUUUCUUGUGUUUUCUACAGUGUCGUACCACAUUAGCAAUAGCGCUUCUGGACUAAAUCCUUUUUGCCAUCUCAGGAAAAAGAAAUUUGUUUGCAGUUUACCUUUGUAUUCUUAGAAAUACUUUAAAGUCUAAAAAUGAAUAAAAAAUAUUUAAAUGUUAAA